Suillus plorans is the source of this 201-nucleotide messenger RNA. RefSeq lists its product as uncharacterized. Bases 1 to 201 code for a protein of 66 amino acids. The transcript has 2 exons. The record is from RefSeq and is a predicted model, not a curated record. NCBI's taxonomy places the organism in Eukaryota, Fungi, Basidiomycota, Agaricomycetes, Boletales, Suillaceae.
AUGUCCUUUGUCGCUAUUGUUGCAGCAUAUCCCACACCAAACUUGGGCACGAAACGUACUUCUUUGGCUAGACGCGAGGGGCUUGACUUUGACCUCACUCACUAUUUGAACGCUAGGACGCCUGACGACAUUAGUAACCCUCCUAAGUUCAAAGGUCCUGACGAUCCUGACGACCCUGACGAACCUAAUUACUUCGACUGA